Molecule: messenger RNA, 867 nt
Organism: Penicillium maclennaniae
Lineage: Eukaryota; Fungi; Ascomycota; Eurotiomycetes; Eurotiales; Aspergillaceae
Product: HNH endonuclease signature motif containing protein
Exons: 1
Coding region: 1-867 (288 amino acids)
Source: RefSeq, a predicted model, not a curated record
AUGAAAGCACAGGGUGGCAAAACACCUACUGAAAUCAUUUCUUCUCCACGCACUGGCGUCGAAGAGUCAAUCGAGAAUCUAAAGAGCCUGAACAUUGAGCCCAUCACAAGAAGCUCUCAGUUGCAAAUCCGGCACCGCUGCCUAGAAAGGGAUGGCAAUAAAUGUCUUGCAACAGGGGCGUACAGUUGCAACCACGCCCAUCCAAAAAACGCAGAAACGACCUUUCUUGAAGCGGCCCACAUUAUUCCAUUUGCACUGGGAUCCUUUCAGAUCAAGGACGGGGAGGCAGUGGACAGACAUGCAACGAUCUGGGUCAACCUAAGGCGCUACUUUCCCGUUCUUUCCACUAUGUCCUUUACCUCAGAACAGAUCAAUUCGGAAAAGAACAUCCUAAUGCUAGACGCCCAAAUUCACAGGUUAUUCGGAGAAUUCAGCCUCAUUUUUGAAGCAACAGGCAUUGCGCACCAAUAUCGAAUCAAGACCUUUCCAGAAGCCGCCACAAUCCCGUUAAAAGCGUUACCUAGAAGUCGUGUUGUCAAAUUCAGAGUUCACAAAGGAAACUGGGAACUUCCAGAUCCUAGACUCCUCGCAAUCCACGCUUGUAUUGGAACCUUCCUACACAUGAGUGGCCAGGCGGAAAUAAUCGACAAGCUCCUACAAAAAUUUGAAGAAUGUGGUGGGCUUGCUCCAAGUGGAAGCACCAACAUCGGAGACCUUCUCGCAGUGAGCAGCCUCUCACUACUAUCCUCAAAUGUCGACAAAAUGUCCGAUCUCCAAAAGUCUACAGAGAAGCGACGUCCUACGGAGAAGCAAGGACGAGUAUGGCCGAAAAUACUUGGCACUGAGAAUGAACCAUCGGAAAACUAA